AUGUUAUCGAAGGCUAUGGAAUAUUCGAGAGUACUCGUGAAGAUACAGAGUAGCUUACCAAUGCGAGGAUCGCUGCGAGUAUAUAGGAAGGGCCGAAACACUCGCAGACGACACGCUUUGCUGGUCAAACGUCUACCCCCUCUCGUCUCGCCUCUUGCCUCUCUCUUGUACCAUCUACUGUACACCUGUACCCGUAGAUAGCAUUAGUAACCUGCCUGCCGCCCCUGCCAGCUCCGAGUCAUGAUAUGACAUUCCAAGCACCAUUUACUAGAGGCUACGCCGCAUCCUUGCUCAGAUCCGAAUCUCGGUGGAGUAUGUACCAAAGUAGUAACAGUAACACAGUGUUACUGCGUGCGCUUUGCGAAUAAGACUGAAG
Messenger RNA from Fomitopsis serialis, 376 nucleotides. RefSeq lists its product as uncharacterized. The transcript has 4 exons. Lineage: Eukaryota; Fungi; Basidiomycota; Agaricomycetes; Polyporales; Fomitopsidaceae. Bases 1 to 201 code for a protein of 66 amino acids. The record is from RefSeq and is a predicted model, not a curated record.